Molecule: messenger RNA, 1167 nt
Organism: Rattus rattus (black rat)
Lineage: Eukaryota; Metazoa; Chordata; Mammalia; Rodentia; Muridae
Gene: Jsrp1
Product: junctional sarcoplasmic reticulum protein 1
Exons: 7
Coding region: 60-1085 (341 amino acids)
Biological process (GO): skeletal muscle contraction; regulation of ryanodine-sensitive calcium-release channel activity
Cellular component (GO): sarcoplasmic reticulum
Source: RefSeq, a predicted model, not a curated record
GGCUACCCCUCUGUCCACUGUCCUGUCUCUCAAGCCCAGCUCGGAGGCUGUAGGUCUCUAUGACAACCAGAGGCUUGGAGGAUCUGGAUGGGGGCCUGGGCAGCUGCAUCCCCAGUGAUGAUCUCCCAUUCCUGGAGGAGUCCCCCUCAGGCCGGCGGCCAGACAGCAAGACUCGAGGGACGUCCAGGCUUUCGGACUCCAGCAGCUGGAGCCAUGUCCUUCAGGACCCAGUUACCGCUACCGCUGGCGAUGCCGGGCUCAAGAAGACGGAGAAAGAGCGCAUGGGCAAGGAGAGCGCAGCAGCAGGCAAAGCUGGAGCAAGUCCCCGGAGCAUUCCUGCGCGUAGGAAGCCGCAGGCUGCGCCUCCCUUGCAGCCACCCCUGCCGCCAAGCGACGACGAGUUGCCCUGGGGAGAUCUGACGCUCAACAAGUGCCUGGUGUUGGCCUCACUGCUGGCCCUGCUGGGCUCGGCUUUCCAGCUAUGUCGGGACGCAGUGGCUGGGGAGGCCGUGGCGGCCCCUCAGCAGUGGGUCCCGCCCAGCUCUCCAACCAAGAAGCCAGCGUCGCCAGCGUCGCCAACGCCAGCGCCAGCGCCAGCCCCUAAACCUCCGGUUUUGGUGCCCCCAUCCGGGCCUCCUCAGCCGAAGCCUGGGCCACCUGCACCCCAGGCAGAGAUGUGGGAUGAGCCUGAGCUUCCCGGGAGCCCUGAGGCUACAGAAACCCAGGCAGAACCUGGAGGGUCCAUCUCGGAAGCCUCUGGGGAGGAGAGCGCACCCCUUGGUGACCGAGGUUCCCAGGAGAAGUCACAGAAAGAGAAGUCAAGGAAAGGGGAGAAACUGAAGAAGGAGAAGCCAAGAAGGGAGAAGCCGAGGAGGGAGGAGAAGCCUCAGGUCACUAGGGAGCCCCGCCAAUCACUGCGACAGCGCUGGGAGGCGCGGGAAGGAGGCCAUCGGCCAUGGAGGCGGGACUCCAGGGACCUCGAGCAUGGGAAGCUGAAGGCCUGGGCUCCUCGGCGACGGCAUGACCAGCAUGAUCGUGACAACCGGCCCAGACAGAGGCCCCGUGUUGGGAAGAGGCAUGACUGAUCCUGCCUGUGUCUCCUGCGUGAAUCCCGCAUCCCCUCUCCCUGUAGCACCAGCAAAUAAAGGUCGUGCUGUGACAGCCACA